This is a messenger RNA of Oryzias melastigma (Indian medaka), 4465 nucleotides long. RefSeq names its product transmembrane protein 198a (gene tmem198aa). NCBI's taxonomy places the organism in Eukaryota, Metazoa, Chordata, Actinopteri, Beloniformes, Adrianichthyidae. The coding region runs from base 1275 to 2447 and encodes 390 amino acids. The record is from RefSeq and is a predicted model, not a curated record. Gene Ontology annotation, cellular component: cytoplasmic vesicle; plasma membrane. Gene Ontology annotation, biological process: positive regulation of canonical Wnt signaling pathway. The transcript is spliced from 7 exons.
GGGCGCCAUAUGCUUGCUUUAUUUGUAAAACCAACCCACGAGCAUGUCCUUACAUAUGUUUAUGGUUUUCUUAAAUGUUUCUAGUGAACUUGAAUAACUUAACAGGCAUAUAAAAUAAAUAAAAAAUGCGUUGUUAUUGAAGCUAUUUUUAAGCAAAAUUAUUAAAAACAAAACAAAAAACGUAAAAAAUAUUUUUAAAGCAUUUAUUUUCUAAAAUUUCCAAAAAUCUAUAGCCAAAGGUUCAUUUUAUUUUUUAAUAUAACUGAGAAACGCAAUAUAAUGUAAGGAAAACUAUUGAUACAGGUGGUUGUUACUAGGAACUAUCCGAGGUGCUGAACUGACAAUCAUAGGAAGCUCUAUUGUCUUUCCCUUUAUACUAAAUGUAUUUAAAAGUCUGUUAAAAAAACACCUAAUAUUAAUGAUGAAAUGUGUAGUUUUUGUGUUGAAUUGAUUAUUUGUGUCUUCUAUUUAUAUCCUUUGAAGUUAGGCUUUAUUCGCGUUUUAUCCAUCCACCAGUAUGUCCCUCCUCUCUCGCCUUCCCUCUCACUUUCCCGCUUCCCCUCCCUCAUCCUCUUCUUCUCCAUCUCUUCUCUCAUCCUCCCAAUCUCCCCGUCCCUUUAUCCCCCGACAAUAACAACAUUUGGCCACGAGUCACCAAGCGCAUUCGUUCCCAUGUAGUCCCGCGGACAGCUCUCAUCCUCCUCCUCAUCCUCAUCCCCCCCCGGAGCCGCGCGAAUGGUUUAACCCGCGGAGAGGGCGAGAGACGGCCAGCACAAAGGAAGGGCGCAUUCGCGUCGCUUAGGAGGGAGAUAAUUAGGCGCAUGAUGUAAACAUGGAAUAAAAAUCGCAAGGCGGCAUUAUCCCCCCCUCCUCCAUCAUCACACUCCUCCAUUAAUGCCGUUUAAUAAUACAUGAGGUAUUAGCCAGCAGUUACGCGCCUGUCUGUUAAAGGGAAGGCGCGCAGUGAGUGCGAAUUAAAUCCCGGAGAGUGGGAGAGCAGAGAGGAGUUCAGCUUUGUUUCAUCCUCGCUUCGGGGGGGAUUCUGGAGUUGCUUCUGGGUUUCGACUCGUUGGGAUGUGAUGUUGGGUUUUGCGGAUUGACCACAUCGCUUCCUUUCAUCUGCUUUGGGAUUGGGUGAUGUCAAACAGAAAGCAAUAUGUUGCAUUUCAGAGGCAGACGCGUCUCCAUGGGUGAGGCCUGCUGAUCCAGAAAUCUCUACAGAUCCUCUUCAGUCCUCUUCCUCCAUCAGUCUGCCCUCCUCCACUUCAGUCACCAUGACCUCCACCAGCAAGCUGCUGGGUUUGGCUGAGGUGGGGCUGAAGUGUGACCAGGAGAUCGAGAGGAAAUAUGAGAUCGUGCCCUCCGUGGUCUGCUCCAUGUGUUGUCUUUUUGGAAUCAUCUACUGCUUCUUUGGUUAUCGAUGCUUCAAGGCCGUGCUGUUCCUCACUGGCCUGAUGUUCGGCUCUGUGGUCAUCUUCAUGCUGUGCCACAAGGAGAGAGUGAUGGACACCCAGCUGAGUGUGGAGGCCUCUGUGGGCAUCGGCCUUGGCAUUGGGACCCUGUGUGGCCUGGUGACCAUGUUGGUCCGCAGUGUGGGGCUCUUUAUGGUGGGUCUGCUGUUGGGCCUGCUGACUGGAGUUGCAUCAUUGGUGGUCAUGGAGGAAUUCUAUCAUCCCAAAACUGUGUGGGUUCCUGUGGGCAUCCUCCUGGGCUCUGGAACCCUGUUUGCUGUUCUGACUCUGCAGUGGCAACGCUGCUUCGUCACCUUGUCCACAGCCACAUUUGGCUCUGCAGUCAUCACUGUCACAGUUGAUUAUUUUAUAGAGCUCUUUGCUUUAGUGAACUACAUCUACGAGAGACUCAAGGUGGCACCAAAGAAGCCAUUGUGCUGGUUUACAUGGGUCAUCAUGGGGGUGUGGCCUGUCCUGGCCCUCCUUGGAGUGCUGAUCCAAUGGAAAGUGACUGCAGAGGGAUUUUCCCACACAGAAGUGGUUCUGAGUCGACAACAGAGGAGGAUCCAACUCAUGCGGCUCAAGCAACGGGAAGAGAAGCUGAAAAAGGAAAAGGAGAACAAAAAGAAAAAGAAACGGCAGAACCAGAAGAACGUCUUCAAGCAGAAAUCUCACACCCAUCACCACCACCACCAGCAGUACCACCACCCAGCGGCGUCCCAUCUCCAUCACCAAAGUCAGAGCUCUCAGCCCCCAAAAGUCCCUCCACUCCCACCGCAGACAGAGCCUGGCUACCACCGCAAGCCUAAUCCAAAAAAACGUUUUGAUGGAGAUGUGCUGUCACCGAGCUACAUCAGGAGUUUCAGGGACAGACACACGGACAAACGGGUUUACUCUCACAGUCGAAUCAGUCGAUCUCGGAUGGCCGAACUGGACUACGACUGUGGCUCUCAAGUGCCACUCACCACCUCCAGUGGACCUGCAGUUCGCAUCUGAGGCAGUGAAGUCUCCAAAUCCAAGCACACAAUUACAGCUCACUGCAAACCCUAACCCUACUACGCUAAUAUAUUCCAAUGCCUGUUAACUAGCAGGAGCGGGGUUGGCCCUAAUGAGGGUGGAACAUAACCUACGAGAACUGCUGAAGGUGGUGUUUCUAUUUAUUUGCUCUUUUUGACUCUGUUUUGUUCUUGUUAACAAAGGGAAAUCAGAAUACAACUCUUUUAUUUUGUUGUAAAGCUUGGAUUGUCUGCAUUUCUUGCUUGCCAAGUUUGCGUAUGUCUCUUAAGGACACUCAAAAAAACAAAGACAAACUUGUUUUUUGUGUAACGAAGUGAACUGUUACCGCCACAAGAAGCCAUUUUCUGUGGGAGUUUCUCGGAAGGGAAAAAUGAUCAAAACGCCACACGUUGAAACCAUUUCAGAGAAAGAACUGCUUUGCAUUAUUCCUACGUUGAAUAUUCCAACAUUUAAUAUUUUAGCUUUGAAGGAAUCGUAAACACUUGAUGCAGUUUGCUUCUAAAAAGAAUGAAGAACUGAAGCUAAACGGCAGCUCUUCCACGUUUUACUGCUAAAGUGACAGUUUACCUUUUAGAGAUGGACCUGCCAUGUAAAAAAGAGGGACCACUUUUGAAUUAAAUAUGACUUUAUUUUUAUUUUAUUAUACUUUUGUUGCCAUUUUUCCAAGGAGAGGCUGUUUACUCUUCAUUACUUUUCCUCAGAUGACUCCUAAUUCUCCUCUUUACAUAUUUGUGAGCUGUGAAGGUACAGCACAUGUUGACUUGUCUUCAAGUGCUUUCAUGACCCUUUUCUGCCUGUUAUUACAAACCAACUUUCUUAUGUGGGAUUCAACUGCACGAGGAAUAUUUUAUUUGACAAUGUGCUUAAAAUGUUAAUGUUUUCCGGUUUACUUUGAUGUCACACAGAGAGGGCAUUACAAGACAACAAGGAGAGAAGAUAAGGGUGUUAACCAAAUGGCGCCCUCUAAUGUUUACUGCUGUCCUUCUCGUUUGCGUGCACAAGCAUCAGGGUGUUACUCUCUUUGAAAUUCAAGGAGGUGCAUGCUCCACAACUUGCUGUGAGACAUCCAAGAAAGGGAAUCUAGUCCUGACUUUUUGUUUUUAUAUAACAGAAGAACUGUUUUUUACUUGAACAUGGCUGGGAAGGAAAUAUCCUACGUGUGCUCCAUCAAUGCAAAAUAUGACCAUGGUUAGUCACAAAUGGCGUGGCCAAGAAUCAAGAACUCGGCAAUAGUUGUCAUAUUCUACUUCAGGAUGGCCACUUUGUUUGUGUGAUCUAUGUACCUUUUGUAUUUUCAGGACAAACGUACACACAGAUGGGAUUCUCAGUGUUUUGAGGACCAGUGUACUUCAUAGCUGCAUGAUAAUUCCUGUAUAUCUGUGUCCAGUGUUUUCGUGUCAUGGAUGUCAUGUGCCAAACUCCAACGUGGUUUGGUCUGUUGUCCAUCUCUUCUCGAACCCCUUUGUUCAAAGGGCUUGAAAAAGGCAUGUUUUGUCAUCCGCCUACUGUUCUGUGUCUGUACUGUACUAUUCUGACCAUCCACUGCAGUAAAGGCUGAGCAGCCCUUAUUCUGCGUACAUCUCAGCCCUCAUUUUUGUGCAUUUUAACAACAUUUUAGGGGAGAGGGGGACUAAAAUGUGACCCCAUUUGUUGUUUGUAAUUUUGGUGAAAAAACUAACAUUUUCUUUUUCAUCCCUUUUGUUUUUCCUCUGUAUUUUUUGUCACUGCCUGUCUACUCAUAGUCUUUGUGGUGGAAACUCUUGACUGUAGAUAUUUCGAUGUAAAUAAUCUCUUAUUGUACAAAUGUUUGGCUUCAUCUUCAUGUUUCCGGCGUGACCAUAACCAUUCAUGCAGUUGGUUCUUUUACAAUGGAAUAGGUCUGUUCUGUUGUGAUCUUACUGUAUGUAUUUCCUUUGGCUGGUUGAAGAGGCACUUCUCAUAAUGCUGUUUAAACAUUUGAUUAUAAAAAAAUAAAAUAAAGUAACUGAACUUUGUUA